This is a messenger RNA of Bacillus rossius redtenbacheri, 3239 nucleotides long. RefSeq names its product putative nuclease HARBI1. The coding region runs from base 1348 to 2559 and encodes 403 amino acids. The record is from RefSeq and is a predicted model, not a curated record. The transcript is spliced from 3 exons. Lineage: Eukaryota; Metazoa; Arthropoda; Insecta; Phasmatodea; Bacillidae.
UUUGUCUGUUAGGUCAAGCAAUUAUUAUUAGACCUUUAAACUUCAAUUUCAUGUAAAAAAAUGACCAUAUUACAAAAUAAUGAACGUUAAUAAACAAACUAAAUAUUUAAAUGCUAAAGCCUACUUUGAUUGUUUUUUUUACAGAAAUUGUAUCCGACGACCUUUUUUCCUUGCAUACAAAUCAACUGUUUUUUCAAGAAACUCCUCAGUCGGAAUCUCAGGAGCCUCGAUACUUAUCAUCAUGCAAUGAAAUAGGGUUCCCGGUAGCAUUCUAGAUCUUGUCUUAUUCAAAAUUCUGUUCAUUGUACUGAAAGAUCUUUCCACCGAAGCUGUAGUCACAGGAAUGGUAAGAAUAAUUUCGCAAAGUUUUUGUAACUCGCAGUAGCCUACAUCAGCCUCAAGGAGUUUUAUCACUGGACUCUCGUCCAAUUUGAAUUGCCCUCUAUGAAUCAUGGAUCGUAUAAAAAAUUGGAAGGAUUUCAAGUCUGCAAGUACACCUUCGACAUCGAGCAUAGGAAAGUGUGCGCAAAACUUACUUGCAUCAUUGUCUUUUAAUUCUAAUAAUGAUUUAAAUGUGUCAAAGUGGCUUGAAAAUACCAGGAUAUCUAUCGAUUUGUCGUUGAACCUGUCUUCAAUAUCUUGGAGGACACUUUCACUGUAUUCUUUCAUACCCUUGAAUGUUUUUUUUGAAUCUUCAUCAGCAACUAGGCACACCUCAGAUCCAAACUUCUCUGUUAUUUCGCUUCGGACAUUUUUUUGCAAGUCGCUGUUGAUGUCUCCACAUUGGUCUGCAAUAUCUCGUAAGUGAAGUUUUGUUGUAGUAAUUAGAGGAAUGACUUUGGUCAAAUUCAAAUCCUUUCUCUGCAAAGCAUUACUCAGGUAAGAGAGUGCACUGAGGAGUUCAUUCAUCACAUGACAAGUUAUGAGAAAACUCUCAUUUCUGAUUUCCAGCAAAAUUCCCCCAGCUAAUGACGCGAGGUCUGCUCCUUCUUUAUGAAUGUGCUCACAAGCCAUCAAAAUAGACUUCAAGCAUCUUAAGAUAGUAUUCACUACCUUGUAGUGGGACAACCAUCUCACUUCAAUACAUUCUGGAAUCUUGAGAACUGGAUCAUUUACUACUGCUUGAAUUUCAUGCAAAAUGUUUUCUUUUUUUGGUGACUUAGGGCCGGUUUCACCAACGUAGUUUAAGCAAAUUAAUCUCGAUUAGUUUCAAUAUAAACUCGUUUAGUCAAUUGUGCGUUUCACCACAUGCGUAAUCUCGAUUUUCCAGAGUAAAUCGAGAUUUUAUAUUAACUGGCCAAUUUCAUCCAGUUUGCGCAGCUAAUCUCGCUUAUCGUAUGUAAACAAAUGGCUCGAGCCGCUUACAAUGUUAUAUUUGAAGAAGAUUCGGAUGGAGAUGAUUUUAUUCCCUUGCGUCGACCUCGUACAAUUCGUGAAAGGAGUAAUUAUUUUGAAAGCUAUGAUGAAGUGGAAUUCAGAACCCAUUUCCGUCUGUCGAAACAGUCUGCACAUAGACUUCUGGAAAUGAUUGAGGCUCAUCUGGAAUAUCCGUCUGACAGGAACAUGUCUGUAUCACCUAUGCAGCAGUUGCUAGCUACAUUGAGAUACUAUGCAACAGGAUGCCAUCAGCUAAGUACUGGAGAUUAUGCUGGUUUCAGCAAAAGCACAGCACACAGAAUUAUCCACAAAGUUAGCUGUGCUGUAGCUUCGCUUCGUCCAAACUUCAUACAUUUUCCAGAAACACCACAAGAAGUUCACAUUGCUCAGAUGGACUUCUAUAAUAUUGCACGCUUUCCCAAAGUCAUUGGUGCAAUGGAUUGCACUCAUGUGAGAUUACAGUCCCCAGGAGGAGACAAUGCAGAAAUGUUUCGAAACAGGAAAGGCUACUUCUCCUUGAAUGUUCAAGCAAUAUGCGAUGCAAAACUUCAGUUUACAGAUAUUGUUGCAAGAUGGCCUGGCUCAACACAUGAUAGCACAAUUUUCAGCAAUUGCUACAGGAGGGCUAUGUUUGAAAAUGGCAGAUACAAUGAUUGUGUAUUGCUCGUAGAUUCAGGAUAUGCCUGCAAAUCAUACAUGAUGACCCCACUUGAGAGCCCAGAUAGACCACAGGAACAUCUGUACAAUGAAUCUCAGAUUAGAACACGAAAUCCUGUGGAGAGGUUGUUUGGGUGUUGGAAACGAAGGUUCCCCGUUUUAGCAUUGGGUUUUCAAAUACAACUGGAAAACACAUUUCCUAUAAUAGUGGCAACAGCUGUAAUACAUAAUCUCUUGCGGCAAGCUGGGGAAGAAUUACCACCAGAUGACCCUGAUGUUAAUUUACCCAAACCGUGGGAUGAAUUAUUAGAAGAAGGGAAUGAUGAACAAAAUGUCAACAACAAUGCAAGACAUGCAAGAAAUGAUGCUAAGAGGCGUACUUUGAUUGACAACUACUUCAGAAGGUAUCCUAAAUAUUACCAUUCAUGUUACGAUGUUCUGGAUUUUGUGGUACUUUUGAAAUGUUACAUUGUAGGCCUGUUAGUUUCUACAUAUAGAGUUGUUGUCUGUACUUACCAAAAGUAAUAUUUUAUGUCAGGAACAAUUGUAAGGUUUACGAAUUACACAUUUACCAUUCAUUAUCAAAUAUUAAGUUCGUAAUCCAUUUACUGUUCACAAUUGCUAAUUUUCAUUUUGAUAUCACCAUACAGUUCAUUCACAAUAAAUUAACACUUCAUCAAACUCCCACAAAGUUAAAUUUAUCGGCCACCUGCAAACAGGACAUUUACGCAUGGCUGCUAUAUUUUAUUUGUAAAAUAUUACGUUAAAUAAUAAUGGCUUGUUAAAAUGUUAAACAAUUGUAAAGUGACCAUGAAUAGACUCCUAGACACAUGUAUUGUCUAUAAUUUCAGGAAACAAAAAAAAAAAUUUAAAAAAAAACUAUGUUUUUAAAAUGUGGUAUUGUGCUUCAACUUGAUGUGAAAAUAACCAAGCAUUUCUUAAGCCAAGACAUUACUGAUUUUUGUAGGUUGAUAUUAAAUUAGAAUUACUUGCCUAUUAAUUUGGCUUGUUAUAAAACACAAAUUUGAUUGCAUAAACUGAUUGGUUUUUUUUUUGUGUUCUAGCUUGUUGUAAGUGCAUCCCGAGGCUGAAGUGAACAUAUAAACUAACUGGAUUUGUUUUAUGCAAGUUAGUUUAAUUAUUGAAAUACUUGGAGGUUCUGAAGAAAUGUAUUUUAGAAAGAAUAACAAUUAUUUACACAAAAA